UAAGCUGCCUUGAGUUCCUUGGAAGGAAAAAAAGCAAGCUAUUCAUAUAAGAAAUACUUACAGAAUUUUAAUUUAAAACACAACAUAAAAAAAUAGAUGAAAAAGACACUUUUACUCCUGUUUCUGGUAGUUCAGAGAUGCUAUGGAAACUAGCUGGAGCAUCCAUCUUGCCUUCCUGCUCUGGGAACUGGUGUGUAGUAUCUAAAGUGUUGGGACUGGGUUGAGACUCAGGAGACCUGGGCUAUAAUUUCCAUUCAGCCCUGGCACUCAGCUAUUUCCUCUCUUUGGUUUUCAGUCCAUUUUAUUUCAUACUUCUCUACUAUCCAACUUUAGGAAUUCUGAAACAACAACAGGAUGAAGAAUUCCCUGGUUCAAAUGCUCUUGCUGUAACAAACUGCAGUUUAGAGAGGACUUGGAAGCACCAACUGUCCUCCAGGCAGGCUUCAGACAUCCCAGGGAUGACUCCAACGGAUGAAAAAGAUGGGAACCUCCCAGACAUCAUAAGUAGUGGCAGCUUGCAUGAGUUCCAAGUAAAUCUCCAUGAGAAAUACGGUCCCAUCGUAUCCUUCUGGUUUGGACGGCGGCUUGUGAUCAGCCUCGGGUCCAUCGAUCUCCUGAAGCAGCAUGUCAACCCCAACAGGACCUUGGACCCCUUUGAAACAAUGCUGAAGUCCUUGUUGCGGUACCAAUCUGGCCUGGGUCGUGAUGUGAGCGAGAGCUGCUUAAGGAAGAAGGUGUAUGAAAAUGGUGUAACCAAGUCUCUGCAGAGUAAUUUGCCUGUCAUCCAGAAGCUGUCAGAAGAAUUAUUAGCAAAAUGGCUGACCUUCCCGGAGUCUCAACAUGUGCCACUCAGCCAGCACAUGCUUGGGUUUUCAAUGAAGAGCGUCACGCAGGCUGCCAUGGGCAGCAGGUUUGAGGAUGACCAGGAAGUGAUCCGAUUCCGUAAGAACCAUGACGCGAUCUGGGCAGAAAUUGGAAAGGGUUUCUUGGAUGGAUCACUUGACAAAAGUGUGACCAGAAAAAAGCUGUACGAAGAUGCUCUCACAGAGAUGGAGCUGGUCUUGAAGAAAGUCAUAAAAGAGCGACAGGGAAAGAGCUUCAACCGGUACAUCUUCAUCGAUGCUUUGCUGCAGGGGAAACUGAGUGACAAGCAGAUUUUGGAAGACACGAUGAUAUUCUCCCUGGCAGGGUCAAUAAUCACUGCCAAGUUGUGCACCUGGGCAGUCUAUUUCUUGACUACAGCAAAAGAAGUUCAGCAGAAGCUUUACAAGGAAAUCAACCAAGUUCUUGGGAAAGGCCCAAUUACACACACGAAAAUUGAGCAACUCAGAUAUUGCCGGCAGGUGCUUUGCGAGACAGUGAGGACAGCAAAGCUCACGCCAAUUGCAGCAAGGCUUCAAGAGCUGGAGGGCAGAGUGGACCAUCAUAUUGUUCCCAAAGAGACUCUUGUGCUGUAUGCGCUUGGCGUGGUGCUGCAAGACAGCUCAGCUUGGCCAUUGCCCUAUAAAUUUGAUCCAGACAGAUUCAGUGAUGAAUCUGCCAUGAAAAACUUUUCUCUCCUCGGCUUUUCAGGAAGUCAGGAGUGUCCGGAGCUGAGGUUUGCCUAUACGGUAGCUACAAUCUUGCUGAGUGUAAUUGUGAGGUCCCUCCACUUACACCCCGUUGAAGGCCAAGUCAUGGACACCAAGUAUGAGCUGGUCACUUCACCCAAGGAGGAAGCGUGGAUUAUGGUAUCCAAGAGAUGUUAAGGCAAGGAGCAAGGCCAUAUUUGGGGAGAUGGGCCCUCUUCCACCAGUCACCACUUCACUGCUAACCACUUUUAGGUCGGGGAAUCCUCAAGUACUUUCCUUUUUCCAUAAUGGAAAGUCUUCUCUUAUUAAUAAAAUCCAGUUGCCUCUCACGAUGCUCUAAACAAAUCUGCAGGAUUAAUGGAAGUGGAGAACUUCAUAGGUUUAAGAACAGAUCGCAGGCUUCCCUUCUUCCUUCUUCUCACUUAAAAUACAAAAUGGUAAAGAAGGCCACACAUGCAAAUCUAGGCAUCCUUAGCCAUUAGUCCAGACAGGUGUGGAUGGACUGUGGUGAGGCACACUGCACAAGCUCAGAGGUGCUUUUUCAAAAGAGAUUGUUAGAUGAAGGUCACUUGUUCAGUAUUGAGUUGUAGCAUAGGAAGAUGCAAGUUUGGGCAACUCCAAAGAGGCCUGACCUUAAAUAAAGCUCUGAUGUGGCUACAAAGGACAAUUGAGGACAAACUGCUCAUUUAUGGACACUAAGUAGUACAUUAUUUAUAGAAAUUCCCCAAGUGUUGUACUUGUCUGUGCUAGUCCCUGGAUUGUGGUGGAGAAAGCCAACUUGACAGGGUUCAAAACAGAAUUGGGUAAAACUGGGUGCAUGUUCAGGGCCUAGAGCAGAUUUGGUGCUUACUGCUCUAUUUCUUGUAAUCCCCAUCAGAUCUAGCCAGUGUUACUCAUGACUGAGCCCCUCUGAAACUACUUGAACAAAUUAACUGGGAGUAGUGCAAGUCCCAUUGGUUGCAGUGGCAUUUACUCACAAGUUGGUUUAACUGGACUGGGACCAGAGUGAUAGACAGUGGUUUUUAUGCAUGGAUUCAGUGUAUAUAUAUGUGGGGAUGAAGCAAAAUGGAAUAAUGGUUGUUCAAGAUUGCAUUAACCUAAAAUAGUCCUCCUGUAGAAGGAUACUGAAUCACUGUUUUAAUCUGGUGGCUUAGUUAUAGCCUCUUUUCUUUUGCUGUACAAGAGGGUCAAACCAACUGUCAGUGGUAUGCAGUGUUGUUUUUGUUUUUUCAAAAGUAGCUCUGAUCAAAAUGAACCCAAAGUGUCAAAUGCUCCAAGUUUUUUUCAGAUCAGCUCUCUUUUCAGAUCUCUCUUUCACAGAGUGGUUCUUGUUUAUCAUUCCUCUUUUUUCCUUUUUUCUACCUUUUUUAAUUGCAAAUCUGUUUACGAUUUAUGCUAAUGUACCAAUACCAUAGAGGGGAUAAUUAAAAAUACUUGCCAAAAUCAGUACCUUGAGUUGAAGGGCCUAGCAGUCCUGUGGGUUUUGCUUUCUCCUGUGAGAUUGGGCUUAAUGCUUACAAGAAUGAUCUACAUUGUGUUACCAAACCAUUCUUUUAGGCUGGGCAGGCAUCUCUGUUGUAGGUGAGUUGUCUUGCUCUCUUGCCUGUGGACACACAAGAGUGUGUAUGGAAGUAAUUAAUUUUCAGUGAGUUCCUCAGUGAAUGUGGGCCGAUGCCUGGAUGAGUCUGCUUUAGAACAGGCAUUGAACAUGUCAGUCUUCAAGCCCCAUCCAGCACUGGGAUUUUGAGCGAUUCUGAGGUCUGCAUUUGAUGUGAUCGCAACCCAGAAUGAUCAAAGUUGCUCGGCCUCAGCAACAGAGAGCUUUAGGCCAGUGUUUGACAGGGCAAGUAAAGGAAGCACAGGAAGAAAGUGCUGACUGCAGUGGGAUGGGAUUAAUGCUGCUCUCCCGUCACAGCUCAGUGGCCAGUGGCUUUAACCCGUUCGGCACUACAGCAUCAAAAGUUCAACUAUUUUGUUCCUACAAUUAAAUCUUUAGGGAACUUGUUCUCAGGGUUGAUGGACUGGGAGCUGAUGGCAAAGAAGAAGCAGAAGCCAGAUUGAGUCUUUGCCAGAGAUCCAGGAAACGGGAAAGACUUACUUUGGUGAAAGUCAAAUGCGUGACGCCUAUCUCUUCUCUCCACAUGUUCACUGAGUAUGAGUUGGAAGAUGAAAAUAGUAUUAAUUUUAUAUCUGUACCAUGCAGUAACCAAAGCUCUCUGGGUAGUGUUAAACAGUUGAUAGAAUACAGUAAAAAUAAAACUAGACCUGCUUGUGGAUUCUUUAACUUGCACUCAGUUAUUCCACCACUGUCUUUAUGUGAUUCUGGACUUGUUUGAGUUUUCUGUUGUCCUGUCUUCACUUCUUUAUUCCUUAAAUAAACUUUGCUUAGUCAUU
This is a messenger RNA of Varanus komodoensis (Komodo dragon), 3965 nucleotides long. Its product is annotated as cytochrome P450 20A1. Lineage: Eukaryota; Metazoa; Chordata; Lepidosauria; Squamata; Varanidae. Gene Ontology annotation, molecular function: heme binding; monooxygenase activity; iron ion binding. The record is from RefSeq and is a predicted model, not a curated record. Bases 459 to 1748 code for a protein of 429 amino acids. Gene Ontology annotation, cellular component: membrane. The transcript is spliced from 13 exons.